Salvelinus fontinalis (brook trout) is the source of this 3135-nucleotide messenger RNA. RefSeq names its product arf-GAP domain and FG repeat-containing protein 2-like. The coding region runs from base 618 to 2048 and encodes 476 amino acids. The transcript has 13 exons. NCBI's taxonomy places the organism in Eukaryota, Metazoa, Chordata, Actinopteri, Salmoniformes, Salmonidae. Gene Ontology annotation, molecular function: GTPase activator activity. The record is from RefSeq and is a predicted model, not a curated record.
GGCGUGAUAUAGUCUCCCCAUGACAGGCAUAAAAUGUGUGUUGCUGUUACUGUGAAAAUAAACUCACAUCAGACAACUCUCAUAACAUAAUCUAGUCAUAUAGAAUAUAAUUUCGUAAAUAUAAUGGUUUAUUUUUUCUCUUCUCCUUUGGUUAUUUUAUUUACCGCUCUAUGCUAUGUGUGAUCCUCUGUCCUUUCCUUAGCUGGCAAUCUGGGUUCCAAAAAUCUGUCACCAUUCCAAAGCGAUGCGUCUUCGUAUGGCGAGCAGAGAGAGGAGAGAGAUAUUUAGAGCGAGACAUAUUUCUUUUUACACUGCCGAAGAGAAUACCGCAGCUAUUAAUAAAUAAAUAACGACGUAGUAAAACUGUUUGACAGUAUGACAAGAUCUCCUCUGACUUCUUCUGCUAAAGACACGAAAUAGCCUGACGCAAGCAUGUAAUAUCCGUCUCAAAUCACGUUAAAGCGAGCUGCAUAAAUAAUGCGGGCGUGAGUAACAUAUACUAUAAACGAAGGGAUAUAGCAGAGAGGAUAGCGGAGGGCCAGUGGUAAGCGGCUCACCACUACGAUCCUGUCGUCUGUGUCAGACCAAAGGCGGGGAGAGCGGGCCGAGACAGCAACAUGUCGAACCGAAAACAUCGGGACAACCAAGAGAUAUGCGCCCGCAAGGUUCGGGAGUUGGCCCAGGCUGGAGUAAACAAACACUGCUUCGAGUGCACUCAACCCGGGGUGACUUACAUUGAUAUCACCGUGGGCUGCUUCGUUUGCACGUCGUGCUCUGGAAUGCUGAGAGGACUCAACCCUCCCCACAGAGUCAAGUCUAUCUCCAUGACAACCUUCUCCCAACAGGAAGUGGAGUUUCUGCAAAACCAUGGCAAUGAGGUGGGAAGGAGGACCUGGCUGUGUGUCUUUGAGCCAAAGACAGAUGCAUGCUUCGACACAAGGGACUCCCAGAAGCUCAAGGAGUUCCUCCAGGACAAAUACGAGAAGAAGAAAUGGCAUUUUUCAAAGAACAAGAGCCGGAGGGAGGUGGAGGGACCUUGGAGCCCGUCGGGGUUGCAGGCCUUACCCUCCUCUCACGGCCCCCCGCCCGCCCAGGCCCCAUCCCACGCCGUGCCCCCCUCCGCCAGACCCAUACGCACACUGUCCCAGUCCCAGCUCUCGUCCUGGGGGGACAGAGUCCCCGCCAUCUCCCCUGCGGACAUGAGGGCUGAUGUGUUUACCGGCCGUGCUCCCUCACGCUCCCAGAGUUUUAGAGACCCCCCAUUGAAAGAGUCUCUACUGAGAGGUAUAGAGAGACAACGUCCAGGCUCUCUGUCUUCAACGAUGGGACCCCAGAGCCACGCCCCCUCCUUUCCUGCCCUCCCUCGACCCUCAGGUCGUACAGUGUCCUCCUCGGGGGGCUUAGCCCCCUUCAGGGCCUUCCCUAAGUCUUUGAGUGUGGAUUUUGGGGGGCUCAGCCAGCAGCAGAGUCACAGUGCCCUCAGCAUCACCCCCCCAGCCCCCAGCCCAAACACACACACAAACCACCAGGACCGCUACGCUGCCCUGUCCCAACUUAACAGUGUCUUCUCUGACACGUCGCCUGGACCUGGACCUACAGCAACCCCCGGUGGACUACCCCAGUAUAGCACCCUAUUUGGGAACCGCCUGUCCUCUAGUUCCACUCCUGCCAGCUCUCCAGGCGUGGAUGCUGUGUCGGGAUCCCAAACAUUUGCAAACUUCCCCAACCCGUUCAGCUCCAGUUCCAGCUCUCAGCAGCAGCAGCCUGCCCUGUCCCCCAGUAACCCCUUCAACAGGUCCACCUCAGGAGGUGACUCCAGUGGGUUCGUCAGCUCUCCAACCUCAGUGUUCCCUCCGUCCGCCACCUUCCCAACUCCCGCUACCCAGAAUGCAUUUCCACACAAGCAUGCCAACAACCAGGAAGCCAACGGUUUUACCUCUUUCCCUGCAUCGGACUCUCAACCCAAAGUUCCUCGUCCAAUGUCAGUGAACCCAUUCACGGGGAAUGUUUACCCAAGUAGAGGAACGUCGCGAAACCCUUUCAUCUGAUAGUGGCGCCCCCGGCUACCCCCCAACCAUCCCUGGGCACAUGAAGACCAGUGAACUUUAGGAGCUGCUGCCAUUUCAAUGCCUCUAGAGUAUUUUCGCCUUCAGAGAGAGGGGAAACAUUCAUGCAGGCUCCUCUCCUCUCCCCUCUACGUGUGUGUGUGUGUGUGUGUGUGUGUGUGUGUGUGUGUGUGUGUGUGUGUGUGUGUGUGUGUGUGUGUGUGUGUGUGUGUGUGUGUGUGUGUGUGUGUGUGUGUGUGUGUGUGUGGAGUCUCUGUACAGUAAUGUUGAUCCGUUGAAAUAAUGUGUACAAGUGCGUGCCUGUGUGUGUGUCUGUGAGUGACCAUAUAUUAAAGGUGUUUGUAUGAAUAGAAUCCACCUCAGGGCUCAGUGGGUCCCAUCAACAAGACACACACACACACUUCGCUGUUUCUCCCAUGUCCCGCUUUUGUGCAUCAACAGUCCCAUUCGUAAAACAGUACGCCAAAUCAUCACAUUCGGCUUGCUUUUUGGAGCCACCUCUGAAAACGGCCUUCAAAAACUCCCCAAAACUAGCCAUUCCAGUCAGUCAGUCAGUCAGUCAGUCAGUGUGUAUCAAGUUACAGAAGGGAGAGAUAUCCCGCUUCAAGGCUAUGAGAGCUGAACAAGACGAGGAAAAAAUGAUGACAAGCAAGCAUUUUUCCCCCUUAGUGAUGGUUAUGGCAGCCUUAACACAACAUUCUCCUAAUGCAUGUAGAUAGGAGGACAUUACAGACAAGCCUGUCUUUAGCCCCAUGUGCUGUGUGUAUGUAUGUGGAAACCACGUUUGUAUUGUUUUAUGUCCGUUUUUGUCUUGGGUAAAUCAUUUGUGUUUAAGUCUCAGGCUGCAUGCGCUUGGAGGGCUUCAAGAGGAGAUACUAUUGAAUGUAAAAGCUAUUUUCAAAACAAAACUGUUUUAUUUCUCCCUGUAACGGACCAAAUGUUUGUUCUUUUGGGUGAAAAUAUGGAGAUGAAAUUGAUCUCUUGCAAACAAAAGAAAGAGUUCUAUUGAGCAAGUGUUUCUGAUGAUGUGUCCAUGUUCAUCAAUUCAAAUAUUUGUUGCGUCUUUAAA